CCUCAUCCCUGGUGUGGGAUGACGUCAAAUUCAAGAUGGAUGGAAUCACGACCAGCGCGCAGAAAUCUACACAACAACACUGAAUAAAGUCCCGGCUGUGCGGAGGAAAGACCUAAUUGACGACGGGCAGGCCAUGGAGAGCCUCGUGCAUUACAGCAAUCCCUCCCAUGCCCUCUCAGUGUUAGGGGUCCUGAAUGAGCAGCGUCUGCGGGGACAGAUGUGUGACGUAGUCCUGGUUGUGGCAGACCAGAAGUACCAGGCCCAUAAGAGUGUUCUGGCUGCCACCAGUGAGUAUUUCCAGUCCCUGUUCACACGGAUGGACGCAGUGUCGCUGAAAGUUGUAAACCUGGACUUCUGUGAGCCUGACGCCUUCGAGAUAGUUUUGAAUUACAUUUACUCCUCCUCACUUUUUGUGGACAAAGGCAGCUUGGCAGCCAUUCAAGAGCUAGGCUACAGUCUUGGAAUCCCUUUCCUCACCAACAUUGUGUCAACAAGGCCACAUGCAUCCUACUGUGUGUCAAGAAAAAGGCUUUCCUUCACAGAAGGGGAUGAGAAUGAUAUCCAGACAAGGAGUGUCAUUGUGCGUCGGGUCCGGAAUGACACCAUCAAUCCCUCUCGCUCAAAUAAUGAGAGAUCAUCUUCUGCAAAUUCUACUCCAGAGUCAGCCCAUCCUCCAUCAGUACACAACCUGUAUGAAUCAGUCAGAACAUCUGAAUCCAUCAGCGGGAAAUCAUGUGAACAGAGUGAAGCUGCUGAAAGGAAGUCAACAUACCCAUACACCUCCAUUUUAAAAGGGAAUCCAUCACACGUCACAUCUGUUCGUCCCCAGCUGACAUCAUCAGUGUCCUUCAGUGAUGCUGAGCACAUCAGGCUGCAGUCGGUCACUGACCCGGACACUAAAGAGGAGAAUGAGGAGCUGGAGCCCCACUAUCACACCAAAGUGCCCUUUCAGGGUCAGGCUUCUGAGCCAAGCCAGACCAUAGACAGGAGUGGGCCGCUGAUAAAAAGCCUACUCCGUAGAUCAUUAUCCAUGGACAGCCCUGUUCCAGUCUUCUCACCAACACUGGAGCUCAAGGAGCUGCAGAAUCGUGAACAAUCAGUUGUUAAAAUGGCGUCAAAACCAUCUGGGCUAGAGACAUCUGCUUACAAUGGCAAUUCAAAACGAACAUCUCCCCUGGUUCUCAGGUCAAAGUUCCCCAGCAGGUAUGAAGAAAAAUCUCAGGUAGAACGAGAGGUCAGUGUGAAAGCUGAGCCCAGCAGCCCCCUCCCUGACCUCAUGGACAUUGUCCAAAUCACAGUUGGAGAUGCUUUGCAAGGUAAUCUCAAAGACUUGCAGACAAAUUACGAUCAAGGCUCCCGGCCAGACUUCAAUCCUUUUGGGAAAAGAAAGGACAGGCCAGAUAACAGAAGGUACCCAUUUAAGAAGGGCAAAAUAUUUAAAGAACAUACCCUUUCACUGGAUGAGAACAUGUCAGAAAUAGUACCUCAGAGUGCCAGCGGUGACUCUAAUGAAAACCUUGGAGAGCCGCCUGAGAACAAGAUUUUUAAAUGCUGGAAUUGUUUAAAGGUUUUCAGGUCGAGUGCUGGACUACAUCGUCAUGUUAAUAUGUAUCACAACCCCGAAAAGCCGUAUGCUUGCGAAAUCUGCCACAAACGCUUCCAUACAAACUUCAAAGUGUGGACUCACUGCCAAACUCAGCAUGGCAUAGUUCAAAACCCGGCCUCGUCCUCCAGCUCCUCUGUGCUAGAUGAGAAAUUUCAAAAGAAGUUAAUAGAUAUUGUGCGAGAAAGGGAAAUAAAGAAAGCCUUGCUUUGGAAAUUAAAGAGGAAUAAGCAGGGUUUGCAAUCUUCUGCACUCACCAAAAAGAGAUCAAGACCCAACUUCAUAUGUCCUUACUGCGGGAAAGUAUUCAUGUUCCAGUCUCAGUACAGACAGCAUUUAAGGACACAUCCUGCUGAAAAAGCUGACCAGGAAACAGCAAACGAGAGCCUCCUCUACCAGGAACAGGAGGAGAACAUCGAGCAGCAGGACACAGAUGCUGGUGGUUACUCCUGUAGACUCUGUAAUGUGAAGCUGUCUUCUCUCUUUGAGCAGGGCGACCAUGAGAGGGGCUGCCGACAUGCGACUGUAUGCCCCUACUGCGGCCUCCGAUUCUCAAGUCCAACGGUCAAGAAGGACCACGAGGCACAUUGUAAGUACAAGAAACUGACGUGCCUGGAAUGCAUGCGGACUUUCAAGUCCUCCUUCAGCAUAUGGCGCCACCAGGUGGAGGUUCACAACCACAACAUGAUGACAGUCCAAGAGCAGCUUCAGCUGAAGCAGCAAGGGAACAAUGAAGGGGCGUCUGAAAUGCUCAGAGAGGAGCACUACAGUGACGAGCCUCUAGCACCCGGGAGCUCCAGAGAGAUCAUCACGUACAGCGACUCCUCAGGUCCACCCAUGUACGAUUCAGAUUCCUCCUCCUAUGUGCCUGAGGACCUGAGCAUGGGCCAUCAUGGCAAGCUGGUGGUGAAAGAAGAGCCCUUAGAGGAGGCUGUGAGUGAGAUGGAAAACUCAGAAUCUGCUAAAGGUGGGCUGGAGGAACCCGGUGUGUGGCCAUGCGAGAAAUGCGGAAGUCUGUUUAGCUCUCGCAAAGACCUGGAACGCCACCAGGAGUUGCUAUGCCACAUCAAACCGUUCAUCUGUCACAUCUGCAACAAAGCCUUCAGGACCAACUUCCGCCUUUGGAGCCACUUCCAGUCCCACAUGUCGACUUCUAACGAACCAGAGGCCAAAGAGAUGGACAGAGACCCCUCACCUCUGUCUCCAUCACCUCCCACCACCCCUCAGAACUCUGACCACCCCUCCCCACAGGCCUCCGUGCUCACAUCCAGCCAGACGGCGCCAGUGGCUGCAGUAAUGGCCGAGGAGUCCAACAGCCCGGAGCCCUGUAGCUCGUCAGUAAACAAGACGAAGAGGCCUGAACUCGAGCGGCAAGCCAGCAGCCACAGCCCCGCUCUGUCCAGGUCCAACAGCAUGGAGAAUCCCAGUGGCCCUCAGGAAUCAGACACACUCUUUUACCAUGCUCCAUCCCUCUCCGCCCUGACGUUUAAAAGGCAGUACAUGUGUAAACUCUGUCACAGGACCUUCAAGACAGCCUUCAGUCUCUGGAGCCACGAGCAGAGUCAUAGCCACGUGUAAGCCUCACACUGGUUACAGUAGUGCAUUUCUCUAGAGACACAAUACUUGGAAUAUUAACACACCUCAGCCUACAAAAGGAAGACUUCGAAUGUAUAGCGUAUUUGCUUGCCUCCUAUAUCAUAUAUAUAACAGUGGCCAUGUUCAUUAGAGGUGUAAACGUGAAUGUGCAAUCAAGUGCUAGAUUCUUCUCGGAGAUGAGAUUAUUAACUUGUUUAUUUUCCUUUUCAAAAUAAGCAUUUAUCUAUUUCAAACCUGUUUUAGUUGUCUAUUUGUAUUUAUCUAUCUAGGUGUUUUGAGAAAACAAGGUACAGCGUUGCACCCCCACAAUCCUUGUACCACUUUUGACUCAAAGGUACAGUGACAACGAAAUACAUUGUUUUCUCAGAGUGUGGAAAAAGUGCUUUAAAGUUUUGGAGGCUGCAGUGAUUUAAAUAGUAAUGCUUAUUGCUUUGUAUCAGAUAUAUCUCUUGGUGUGAGUGAUACCCCUUAAGAUAAUAUUGGUGGCCUAAAUAAUGUUUUUAAUAUGCACUUUGUCAAACAGUUCUGUAAAAGGGGGAUGUAGUCCAAAAUGUUUGCUUGGGUCGUUUCACUGACAGAGGUUCAAGGUUACAAACGUAUCAGUGAUUCCCACAGCAUGUUAAUACUUUGGGGGGCCCCCAAAGUAUAAUGGCUCCCCCCAAAGUAUAAUUUGUGUGUUUUUUGUUUUUUUUUACUCAGGGAGCACUCAUUUGCAUUUGCAUUGGUGGCAAUGAGUGAUCAGUGAGUAAAAAAAAACUUAAAAAACCAUAAAUUAUACUUUGGGGGGAGCCACCCAUAAAUUAUACUUUGGGGGGAGCCAUUAUACUGGUAAACAGCCUCUAUGGGCGCGAGUCCAGACCCACUUUUGGAAUCAAAUGAUGACGUCAGUGGGAUUAUCUCCUUUAUCAACUCCUAAGCAUCCCCGGGACAACAUCACUAGCCCCGCCCCUAAAAAGGUGUGAACUUGAGCCAAUCAAGGACUACUACUACUAGGUCGUCCUUAGACGAGUUUGCCAACGGGUUCGCCAAUCCUCACGGUCCUCCAUACACCCGGCCAGCUCUGUGGAGCUUUCUACCCCCACAUCCUUCCUCAGCACCUCCACGUAUGUUGGCGUGGGGCGCCCUCUUGGUCGGUGCCCGUGUGUUGGCUCCCACUUGGUAAGAUGUGUGUGUGAAAGAAGACCACAAAAAACAGCAGUGACUGCUCUCAGCUGUUUAACACUUAAAGACCUAGACACCAUCACCAGUUGUAGGUUGUCUGAAGUGCAGUGUUAAUAUGAAAAUUCACUAGAAUGCAGGAAUUGAGAAAAAAAAUCUCAACAUUUUUCACGGGGAGGGGGUGGGGUGCGUGCCCCCCCCAGCGCCCCGAGUCGUUCCCCCAAAGUAUAUUUCAUUUCUGCGGGAAUCACUGCGUAUACAUGAUAAAUAGGCCCACUAACUCUCUUUUGUUUUGUUUUAAUACUUAGCAUUCCUUUGCAUUAGUUCUCUCAUAUUUCAGUUUCACAAUGCCUUAGCGUCAUGUUGUGUUAUAGGCAGAUUGAAUAGGAACUUUGGUAUAACAAAAAGUUCUAUUACAAACUAUAUAUCAAACACAUGCACCUCUGAUAGCUGCUGACAGUACGCAGAUACAGUUUCAUGCAGUACUCAUUUAUCUUCCUAGCCUGAUGAAUUAUAUUUGUGUAUACAAAUAAAUGAGAGAGUGCAAUCAUCCGCCACAAAGAUUUUAGAAAGUGUUUUUUAGGUAAAUGACUGUAAAGCACUUUAAAUGUGUCUGAUAAACCUUAAAAACUAGAACUCAAUCUGAAAUAUUUAUAGCAGGCACACUUUUCAAAUAACGGCACACUGCACUAUAGUAAUGCAAAUAAUGUUGAACUCAAAUAAUUAGGUAAACUAUUUCAAUGUGUUAUUUAUUAGACAUUGUCACAAUUAGUGAAUCAAGAAGUUCACCACCACCCUGCACCAACAGGGUGAUCAUUAAGAAGCUUUACAAUGCUUUGAUGGCCUUAUGCAACUUGAACAAUACGUGUUCCAUAUUAUUUGAUAUGAAAGCACAAUAGUUUCAAAUGAUGACUUUUCAAAAUGAGGGAAGCAUGAGAAAGCAAAUGUUUUAUUCUAUGAAUGGUAAAAAAGUGUUCCUGCUUCAUAUAGAUUAUUAUUAAAGGUAGUGUUAAUUGUAUUCUUGUACAAGUAUAUAGUUCUGCUUUGGCUUGAUGGAUUAGACCUUUGUCAUCAAUUAUUCUGAUUGCUACAUUUUGGGAGAUGUGGCAUUCAAAGAGUGCUCGACACACUGGGAAUGAGUUUCCCUCUGAAUGAGCAACACCAGCUGCAUUGUGAUGUUACGUUCUUUUGAAGAAGUUCUGUAUUGAUAAUAGUGCUCUUGUUUUCUUGUGAUUAAACUUUCUGAAAGUGUCACAGAAAUGAUUAGAAUUGUGUACAUGGAAGUGUUUAUAUUCUCGAUUUUGUACCAAUUUUGUUAGUAAACAAAAGUGUAAUCUUUUUAGUAUUCCUGUGCUCACUGCAAUAAUGAAUAUUUGUAUCAGCAUUAUUGUUGCUUUUGAAAACUUGCAGCUGUUUUGUGUUUAGGUUUUUCUACAGUUUAUGUGCUUUAAAUCUGUAAUAAAGAGUAACAAUGGAGUAUAUAUACAA
Molecule: messenger RNA, 5845 nt
Organism: Gymnodraco acuticeps
Lineage: Eukaryota; Metazoa; Chordata; Actinopteri; Perciformes; Bathydraconidae
Gene: zbtb21
Product: zinc finger and BTB domain containing 21
Exons: 2
Coding region: 134-3181 (1015 amino acids)
Biological process (GO): regulation of transcription by RNA polymerase II
Cellular component (GO): nucleus
Molecular function (GO): RNA polymerase II cis-regulatory region sequence-specific DNA binding; protein binding; DNA-binding transcription factor activity, RNA polymerase II-specific
Source: RefSeq, a predicted model, not a curated record